AUGGACAGAACAUGGGGCAUGAAAAGCAGGCGCGCCGCGACAGGCGGCAACAGGCAGCAGACGGGAGAAGAGGAGGGGGCAGAAGCCACCAGGGCGACAGAGGGAGCAGCAGGAGGAAGGCCAAGAGAGCGCCGGACGGGAGAGGGGCCGCCGCAGGCAGACCCGCCAGCAGCACAGGGUGGGGGGAGGGCAGCAGCAGCAGCCCGCCGCGGGGCCGGGGCCACCGGGGAAGCGCGGGAAACCCGCGCCCCAGGAAAGACGGGCAAUGCCAGGAGGCGUCGCAGCGCAGGAAGCGGCGACGAGGGGGAGGCCGCCGCCAGCGGCACGAGUCCGGAGAAGCAGCCCACGGGCAGCCACCACGCCCAGGGAGGCGAGAAGUACAGCGGCCAAAACAGAAGAAGCAGGGAAGACACAGAGAAAAAGAACAAGGGAACGGGCGGGGGCAGAGGGGCCGAUCCGGACGUUGACAGCAGAAGAAAGCCGGAGGCGGGCAGGGGAACACGCGAGAGAGGUGGAGCCGCGGAAAAUCGACAUGAGAAGGGAGAAGGGCAUGGGCGCCAAGAGCGCAGGGAAGCCGCUCGCGCAAGCAGCGGAAGUCAGCACCGCCCGCCAACCAGGGGGAAAGCCGCGGGACGCAGAGGCCGCACAACCGGCAGGGAGGAGCACAACAAGGGCGAGGAGACAGUGGAGCAAGGAAAAAACGAGAAGAGGAGAAAAGAAGAGGAAUACUGGCAGCAACAGGGUAAGAAUGAGGCGGAGUCCGCGAACGGUGCCUGGCGGAAGGAACGGCCAGAGGAGACGCACCUGCGACCGGCGUGGCCAUGA
This is a messenger RNA of Jatropha curcas, 825 nucleotides long. The record is from RefSeq and is a predicted model, not a curated record. NCBI's taxonomy places the organism in Eukaryota, Viridiplantae, Streptophyta, Magnoliopsida, Malpighiales, Euphorbiaceae.